Messenger RNA from Bufo bufo (common toad), 1609 nucleotides. Its product is annotated as NXPE family member 3-like. The record is from RefSeq and is a predicted model, not a curated record. Bases 1 to 1566 code for a protein of 521 amino acids. NCBI's taxonomy places the organism in Eukaryota, Metazoa, Chordata, Amphibia, Anura, Bufonidae. The transcript is spliced from 5 exons.
AUGACAUCACUAUUGAUGUGUCCCAUUAUUAUCUAUUCCAAGUUUAUCUACAGAUUAAUAAGGAAACAGUUGUCACCAGCAGAUAACGUUCACCCUGUGAGGUCAAGAUCUACAAAAACAUUCAGAAAGACGGCACACCUGGAUGAAGAGCUUAAUAAUCUUUUGAAGUUGACUGAAUGGCCACUGCCCGCAGCCAACACAAGUUUGGAGUUUUCCACCAACCCAAACACUUCAAUAUUUUUCUUGCUCCAUCCCCGCUCUACCUAUGUUAUGGGAGAGAAUUUGGAGGUUCUUAUAAUCGCUAAAAACCAUAAAGGUCAAACCAAGAGAUAUGGUGGAGAUUAUUUCCAUGCUAAACUUCAUUCCCCAAGCCUGAAAGCUGGUGUGAGUGGAUCUGUUACAGACAACUACAAUGGUACCUACACAGCUUCCUUCAUUCUUCAGUGGCCAGGUGAGACCAUGGUCUCCAUAAAGCUCAUGUAUUCCAGUGAGGCUGUUGCAAUUUUGCAUGAGAAAAGGGCCACACGGCCAGAUAAGCUUUUCUUUAGCGGCCAUUUUGUGAAAAAUGGAAUUGAAGAAGUAGUGGAGUGUAAUGUUGAGCUUCCUGGGCAAGAUGUUUGUGAAUACUACGAUGAGCUGAAUGAAGAGAAAUGGGUGUGUCAGCGACCGAAAACACUUCCGUGUGAUGCUUAUCGGGACCAUUCAUCAGGGGGAAUACGAAAUGUCUUCAAUAACAAAGAGGAAGAAUUCUUCUCAAGGGCUCUUAUUGAUCAAGAACUUUCAACAAACAUUACGUCCAUUAAUGUCCUUCCUCAAAAAGAUGUCAUAAAAGUUACAAGACCUUGUACAGCAAGACUCAAGAAUCCGAACCCAUCAGGCUUUUAUUACCAAGAUGUCUGGAAUUCCCUUGUCUGUUCCAAUCAACAUUUUAAUGAUUCUAAAGAUGUGGCCAAAUGUCUAUCUGGAAAAACGGUCUACAUGUUCGGUGACUCCACACUCCGAGCCUGGUUUGAAAAUCUAGUGAGCCAUGUUCCAACUCUCCAGCAAAUAAGCCUCCAUGUGCCUCACCACCCAGGUCCAUUACUAGCAACAGAUGGAGAACAUAACUAUCUAGUGCACUUCAGAGCUCACCAGAAGCCCCUGCGUAUGGAACGUAUAGGAGUUAAAGAGUUACACUACAUUGCUACAGAGCUGGAUGGACUUGGGGCUCGGAAAGAUAUGGUCAUUGUCUUGACUUUCUGUGCACAUUUUGUCACCUAUCCAAUAGAACUGUACAUUCGACGACUGCAGCACAUUCGAGAAGCUAUAACUCAACUAUUGGAACGUAGCCCUGAUACAAAAAUACUUAUUAAAUCAGCCAAUACUGGAUAUAAUUUUGUGAUGGUCAAUGACUGGUUGUCCUAUCAGUUGGAUACAGUGAUGAGAGCCAUGUUUUCCAAGUUACCAGUGACCAUAUUGGAUGUUUGGCAAAUGACUUCUUGCCACAGAUUACCAGAGAAUCUACAUCCUGCAUGGAUCAUUGUCACAAACGAAGUGGACCUGAUGUUGUCUUUUAUAUGUCCUUAGUGAUUCUGAGCUUAGAAACAGAAGUGAAGGCUCUACUCACCAG